Molecule: messenger RNA, 2694 nt
Organism: Coffea eugenioides
Lineage: Eukaryota; Viridiplantae; Streptophyta; Magnoliopsida; Gentianales; Rubiaceae
Product: pentatricopeptide repeat-containing protein At2g37230-like
Exons: 1
Coding region: 126-2387 (753 amino acids)
Molecular function (GO): protein binding
Source: RefSeq, a predicted model, not a curated record
GCUUUCCUUUCCACAACUCCAUCUCUCCCUCUCUCGUCUCUCCCAUGGAAGUCUGAGCGUAAAACUUCAAUCCCUCACUUUCCCAAAUCCCUCCCGGAUCAAAACCUUAAAAAUCGAUUCGAAGAAUGGCGUAUCUUUCAGCUUCGAAACCAUCUCAUUUCCAUCCCAGAAACCUCUCAAAUGUCUCCACCCCACUUUCGCUAAAAUCCCUCUUCUUCUUCUGCUCAUCCCCAGGUAGUAACCCAGAUCAGGGAACAGCGCCCAUUUCACCAACUGAAUCCACUGGGCCAGAAACACGGAAUGUUGAUCCUGCGGCAACGCCAUCCAGAAGCCCAAGAGGUAAGCAUCGUCGUCUUCAGAAAAACCCAGAAAAAUUAGAAGAUAUUAUCUGUAGAAUGAUGGCUAAUCGUGCUUGGACUACCCGUUUACAGAAUUCUAUUCGCAAUUUGGUUCCUAGCUUUGAUCAUGAACUUGUUUAUAAUGUACUUCAUGGUGCGAAAAACUCUGAGCACGCGCUCCAGUUCUUCAGAUGGGUGGAAAGGGCUGGACUUUUUCAGCAUACUAGAGAAACCCAUUUGAAAAUUAUUGAGAUUUUAGGCCGAGCUUCGAAGCUCAAUCACGCCAGGUGUAUUCUGUUGGAUCUGCCACAAAAGGGGGUCGAGUGGGAUGAGGAUAUGUGGGUUCUGUUGAUUGAGAGCUAUGGUAGCGCGGGCAUUGUGCAGGAGAGUGUGCAGCUGUUUCAAAAAAUGGAGGAGUUGGGGGUUCAGAGGACGAUAAAAACGUAUGAUGCUUUGUUUAAGGUUAUAAUGCGCAGAGGGCGGUAUGGGAUGGCCAAGAGGUACUUUAAUAAGAUGUUGAAGGAGGGGAUUGAGCCCACAAGGCAUACCUAUAACCUUAUGAUUUGGGGGUUUUUCCUUUCUUCGAAAGUGGAAAGUGCGGUAAGGUUCUUUGAGGAGAUGAAAAGUAGGGAAAUUUCACCUGAUGUUGUCACUUAUAAUACCAUGAUCAAUGGGUAUUGUCGUGUUAAAAACAUGGAGGAGGCUGAGAAGUAUUUCGUGGAGAUGAAGGGGAGGAAUUUAGAGCCAUCAGUGAUAACUUACACGACUUUGAUUAAGGGUUUUGUUUCUGCUGGGGGAGUUGACAAUGCAUUGAGAUUUCUGGAAGAAAUGAAGAAAUUUGGGAUUAAGCCAAAUGCUAUUACGUACUCAACCUUGUUGCCAGGGCUGUGUGAUGCAGACAAGAUGUCCGAAGCUGAUAAGAUUUUGAAGGAGAUGGUCGAAAGACAUAUUGCUCCAAAUGAUGACUCAAUCUUCACGAGACUGUUGUCUGGACAGUGCGAGGCAGGUCAUUUGGAUGCGGCUGCUGAUGUGCUCAAAGCAAUGAUUCGCUUGAGUAUUCCAACAGACGCUGGGCAUUAUGGUAUCCUGAUAGAGAAUUUCUGUAAGGCUGGUGCGUAUCAACGAGCUGUUCAAUUGUUGGAUAAGCUUAUAGAGAAGGAAAUCAUCUUAAGACCACAGACUACUUUGCAAAUGGAGCCUAGUGCUUACAAUCCAGUCAUUGAGCAUCUAUGCAACAAUGGACAGACAAGAAAAGCUGAGUUGCUUUUGCGACAGUUGAUGAAAAUGGGUGUCCAGGAUCCAGUUGCCUUCAACAAUCUGAUUCGUGGCCAUUCAAAAGAAGGUACUCCUGAGUCAGCUUCUGAACUUUUGACAAUCAUGGUUAGGAGGAAGGUUGUUUCAGAAGCAAGUGCUCACGUAUCACUUAUCGAAAGUUACUUGACCAAGGAUGAGCCUGCUGAUGCUAAGUCAGCUUUGGAUACUAUGAUUGAGAAUGGUCAUCUGCCAGACUCGUCUCUAUAUAGGUCAGUGAUGGAGAGCUUGUUUGCAGAUGGAAGGGUUCAAACAGCAAGCAGGGUGAUGAUGACUAUGCUGGAGAAGGGUGUGAAAGAGCACAUGGAUUUGAUUGCUAAAAUCUUGGAGGCUCUCCUUCUGAGGGGCCAUGUAGAGGAAGCCCUGGGAAGAAUUGAAUUGCUUAUGCAAAAUGGACUUGCACCUAACUUUGAUAAUCUUCUGUCCAUUCUCUGUGAGAAAGGGAAGACAAUUGCUGCUUUGAAGUUGUUAGAUCAUUGUUUACAGAGAGAUUAUAGUGUUGACUUCUCCAGCUAUGAUAAAGUUUUGGAUGGCCUUUUAGCUGCUGGAAAAACUCUUAAUGCAUAUUCAAUUCUGUGCAAGAUAACGGAGAAAGGAGGAGUUACAGACAAAAAUAGCUAUGAAGACUUAAUCAAGACCCUUAAUGCAGAGGGAAACACUAAGCAAGCAGAUAUUCUUUCAAGAAUGAUCAUGGCCUCCGAUAGCAAGAAAGGAAAGAAACAAGCGGCUAUGGCAUAGUUGGCCGCCUCUUUAUUCUGGACUCUUCGAAUUUGAGGGUUACAACUUUUGAUUUUAGCAUACUUUAACGUGAUAUUAUGGGUUUAGCUAAGUGGCAGAAUAGUUCAGGUCAAAUUGCAUGUCUUUUUUAAUCUUAAAUAGCAGAAUCUAAUUGUUUUCUGUAGAAAUUAUGAAAGUCUACCUCUUCAGAAUAAAUAAAAGAAGGAAAUAUGCUGCUGAGGUUUUCAUAAAAGCAUAUAACCUUGUAUUCAUAUUAUUGACACUUUGACACUGUACUGUAUACAAGAAAGCCAAAUUUUUGCAUUUA